This is a messenger RNA of Brienomyrus brachyistius, 2044 nucleotides long. RefSeq lists its product as uncharacterized. The record is from RefSeq and is a predicted model, not a curated record. The transcript is spliced from 2 exons. Lineage: Eukaryota; Metazoa; Chordata; Actinopteri; Osteoglossiformes; Mormyridae. The coding region runs from base 541 to 1821 and encodes 426 amino acids.
AAAUGAAACAUACCACCCCCUAGGGGGGAUCCUCUGAAUCUGAUGGCUCUGUGUACAGCCUUGCCUCCUGUCAUUUCUGGAUUGUUCGGGGAGUAGAGAGCGGAGUGCCAGGGUAAAAACGGGGUGUGUACAGGGGAGGAGGAACUGGCAGAGCUUCCAGAGUCAGUCAGCUCUUAAAUUAUCGAUGUGCGGCCUGUUGUAAGCCAAGGCAUUCUCCUAGGACUUCAUUACUGCGCUAAAUGUUGGCGUAGGAAUGCAGCGGAGGAGAUGACUUACUGUAUAAGGCAAAAACUAAACUAAAAUUCUAAGUGAAUGACAGUGGAAACUGGAACUACCAAGAUAAUAAAAGCAGGAGCUUAAAAUAUCCAGCGCUGUGUGAAAGUGCCUGGCACAUCUAUAAAUAAAGUGCCCAAGCGGAGCUGAGCAAAGCAGGCACCUGAGACGCGGGGGCUGCGAGCCGGUGCGGUGUGGGGGCCCGGUGCGACGUGGAGCCCGGUAUGGGGGCUGCUGCAGAGUCCGGCACGUUUAGAGGGAUGCCGAAUGGGCGUGUUCAUCCAGCACACUGGUGUUUCGGUAAGGUUAGGAUGGCCCUCUUCAGCACUGGGUGCCACUCAGAUUAGGGUAAGGUUAGGAUGGCCCUCUUCAGCACUGGGUGCCACUCAGAUUAGGGUAAGGUUAGGAUGGCCCUCUUCAGCACUGGGCGCCCCACAGAUUAGGGUAAGGUUAGGAUGGCCCUCUUCAGCACUGGGCGCCAUUCAGAUUAGGGUUAGGUUAGGAUGGCCCUCUUCAGCACUGGGUGCCACUCAGAUUAUGGUAAGGUUAGGAUGGCCCUCUUCAGCACUGGGUGCCACUCAGAUUAGGGUAAAGUUAGGAUGGCCAUCUUCAGCACUGGGCGCCAUUCAGAUUAGGGUAAGGUUAGGAUGGCCCUCUUCAGCACUGGGCGCCAUUCAGAUUAGGGUUAGGUUAGGAUGGCCCUCUUCAGCACUGGGCGCCAUUCAGAUUAGGGUUAGGUUAGGAUGGCCCUCUUCAGCACUGGGUGCCACUCAGAUUAGGGUAAAGUUAGGAUGGCCAUCUUCAGCACUGGGCGCCACUCAGAUUAGGGUUAGGUUAGGAUGGCCCUCUUCAGCACUGGGUGCCACUCAGAUUAGGGUUAGGUUAGGAUGGCCCUCUUCAGCACUGGGCGCCCCACAGAUUAGGGUAAGGUUAGGAUGGCCCUCUUCAGCACUGGGUGCCACUCAGAUUAGGAUUAGGUUAGGAUGGCCCUCUUCAGCACUGGGUGCCACUCAGAUUAGGGUAAAGUUAGGAUGGCCAUCUUCAGCACUGGGCGCCACUCAGAUUAGGGUAAAGUUAGGAUGGCCCUCUUCAGCACUGGGUGCCACUCAGAUUAGGGUAAGGUUAGGAUGGCCCUCUUCAGCACUGGGCGCCAUUCAGAUUAGGGUUAGGUUAGGAUGGCCCUCUUCAGCACUGGGCGCCCCACAGAUUAGGGUAAGGUUAGGAUGGCCCUCUUCAGCACUGGGUGCCACUCAGAUUAGGGUAAAGUUAGGAUGGUCCUCUUCAACACUGGGCGCCACUCAGAUUAGGGUAAGGUUAGGAUGGUCCUCUUCAACACUGGGCCUCAUUCAGAUUAGGGUAAGGUUAGGAUGGCCCUCUUCAGCACUGAGCACCACUCAGAUUAGGGUUAGGUUAGGAUGGCCCUCUUCAGCACGGGGUGCCACUCAGAUUAGGGUAAGGUUAGGAUGGCCCUCUUCAGCACUGAGCACCACUCAUGGCUUCAAUGACCCGUGGAACAAAAAACGCACUUGGGUUUAUAUUGGAGAUUAAUAAAAAAACUAUUGUACUGUCUGUUAGGAGAAAGGCAAACCGACGCAUUCUCACUUCUGUCCAUGACUGCAUGCUUUAAGGUUUGCUUUGCAUGGUGUGUUUUUGCAUCCCGAUCUCAAGUACAGAGGGGCUGGGGGAGCAGGUGAGAGGUGUGUGAGUGGGUGUGUGACCACAUGAGGCAGCUCUGCUGCCAUCUGUGCAGGAAGGGAGAUGAGAGCAAACU